Notothenia coriiceps (black rockcod) is the source of this 2413-nucleotide messenger RNA. RefSeq names its product Fas cell surface death receptor (gene fas). The record is from RefSeq and is a predicted model, not a curated record. The transcript has 9 exons. Lineage: Eukaryota; Metazoa; Chordata; Actinopteri; Perciformes; Nototheniidae. Gene Ontology annotation, biological process: negative regulation of apoptotic process; activation-induced cell death of T cells; extrinsic apoptotic signaling pathway in absence of ligand. Bases 620 to 1489 code for a protein of 289 amino acids. Gene Ontology annotation, molecular function: protein binding; tumor necrosis factor receptor activity. Gene Ontology annotation, cellular component: external side of plasma membrane; CD95 death-inducing signaling complex; membrane raft.
GAGACACAAACAUGUUUAUAUUCAUAACUUUGAAUGAGAUAAAGACAGCAUAACUAGCUCUGGUUCCUAAUGCAUUCAGUCUGAUUACCAUCAACGUCCGGAGAUGUAGAAACUUAAAUCUUGCACAUACAAAAAAAGAAAAAUCACUUAUUUAAAGCUUGAAUCCCAUCCAGCACUUGUUUAAAGUAGACCAGGAUGAAUAUUAACACAUAUUGCUUUCAUCAGCAUAUUGUCAAAGGUAUAUUGUAGUUUAAGUUAUUGCUUUUAAUGUAAGAAUCUCUUUUACAUCAAACUUCAUGAAUACUUUAUAGUUAAAGCAGCAAAAGAAUCAUUGUGGUUUGACACAAAAUAAAUCAAAGUCUGCUUAUGAAUGAACCACCUAAACAGCAUAAAUCCGAGUCCAACCUUAAUAAGAAUACAUUAGGUGUUGGAUAUUAUUACUUAGGUGUCCUUGUAUAACUUUGGAGCUCUUAAAAGCGUUAUUAUUUUCACUGCUGUAAACUUGUUUCAACUUUCAGCCAAUCCUCUUUUUGUGUGCAAUGCACCAAAAUAGCCGUGGCGACAGCACAAAGGAACUAUGGUGAAUGAAUGAGGAAGUGGAAUUGGGAAGGAGAAGGACAUGUUUGGAAACACAUACGUAGCUGCAUGGGACUUGUCAUCUGCUCUAAGGGAAACCCAGCAGUGUGUUGAUGGCACGUAUGAUCACGAGGGUGUGACCUGUUGUCUGUGUGCUGCUGGUACGUUCGUGGAGAAGCACUGCACUGCUACGACUCCAAUUGGAAAAUGCACAAGCUGUAGAGAAAAGACAUACAACAGUCACCCUAAUUUCCAGGAAUCCUGUGAGUCAUGCACAUCCUGCUCACAGCCCAAUGCCAAUCUAGAGUUGGAUGUAUCCUGCACCCGGGCCAGAGAUGCAACGUGUCGAUGCAAAAAGGAUCACUUUUGCGGCAGUAAAGAAACCUGUAUAUUAUGCUUCCCCUGUAAAGAAUGUACUGAGGGUGUCAAAGUAGCCUGUACAGCCACCAAUAACACAGUCUGCAGUGAGAAAACUGAAGGGGGGAAUACAACUGGGUUGAUAGUUGGCCUAACUCUCUUAUUUGUUUUAAUAAUUGUUAUUGGACUUCUUGCAUUCUUCUUCUGGAUAAGAAAACGCAACCGAAAUAAUACCCCAGAGGAAGGAAGAAAUGAUUUGGAGAUUCCGUCCCUUCAAAAACCACUUCUUGAGCGCAACCUGCCAGACAUUGCAGAAAUAAUUGGAUGGACGGAUAUGAAGGAUGUUGCAACACGCAGCGGUAUGCGAGACACUACUAUUGAGAAUUGUAAGCUGAACCACGUUGGUAACGCUCGGGAGCAGACACUCGAACUUCUACAGGAGUUUGUGCAGGAGAAGGGCAGUCAGGCCCAAACUACCUUGAUCCAAACCCUGAAAAAUAGUGGCAAAAGACGAAUAGCAGAGAGGGUGGUUGCUAAAUUAAAUUCUUCUGCUUGAAUUUGUUUUUUGUAAGCAUUUUAAAUAUUUAAAGCGUUGGAAUUUUUUUUGUAUCAGUGUAGAUGUUUACAUGAUGUAAGAGUGUAUGUGUCCUCCUAACCCGAGUCUUUCUGUCUCUAGUUGAACUUUUUAAAAGGUGAAUUUAAAUAAAGGAAGUAUCUGGCAAAAAAAUAUCUCCAUGGAGAAAAGCCAUGACCGUGAGAACGGCAAAAACAGAGUGUAGAAAAGCUGAACGCAGGUGGAGAAAAACAAAUCUCCAAGUUCACUUGGAAAGAUAUAAAGAGAGACUAUGCAUCUAUAAUCAGGAAAUAAAAAAGGCACGACAGUCUUUCUUGUCUGACAUCAUUACUAAAAAUAAAAACAACUCACACGCCCUGUUUGCAACCGUCAACAGACUAACAAACCCCCCAGUGUCAGUAGCCUCUGAAUUUCUAUCCACCAGGGCCUGCAAUGAAUUUGCCUCCUUCUUCACGAACAAAAUUAUGAAAAUCAGACAAGCAGUCAGUGCCUCUGUACCAGGUACAGCAAAUGUUUUGUCCCUGUGUCCACCUAAAGUCAAUUCAGACAUCAUGACACAAUUCCGUCUGAUAAAUUAUAAAGACCUGGAGGACAUUAUUCAACAUCUGAAAUCCUCCUCCUGCAGCCUCGAUAUUAUUCCAACAGCAUUGCUGGUUUUAAAGCACUAAAUGUUUUAGGACCAAAUUAUAUUAACGAUUUCCUGCAAAAAUCUGGAACAAACGGCCUGAAUCCUGCAGGUCAGCUGCAACUGUUGAUACUUUUAAAUCUAGAUGGAAAAUGUAUCUUUUUGAGGCUGCAUUUGGAUGAGGAUUCAAACUGCAGUAUGGCUUUUUGUAUGUAUUUUAUACCUGUUGUGUUGAUUUUAUUAUCUUUGCUUUUUAAAUGCCUGUUUUUAAAUGCCUUUGU